GAGGACUGGUGGCCAAUUUAAGAACACACCUAAAAUUGAAAGUGCAGUGCUGACUAGAUCUAAAAAAUAAUCAUCACAAAUGAUCAACUUCAGGUUCGUGCUGGUCUCUUUCACGCGAACUGCGAGCACAGCAAGAUGUUUACGGCUAGCGCCAAGAUAAUGAAGAGCGGGGGCGCUGAGGCCGACCCGUUCGAAACCAGCAUCUCGCAAGCCCUUUUCGAGCUGGAGAUGAACACCGACCUCAAGUCCCAACUGCGCGAGCUUUACAUCACCAAGGCAAGGGAAAUAGAAACUAACAACAAGAAGUCAAUCAUUAUCUACGUACCAAUGCCGAAGUUGAAAGCUUUCCAAAAGGUACAGACACGUCUAGUACGCGAACUAGAAAAGAAGUUUUCUGGAAAGCAUGUCAUGUUUGUUGGGGAGAGGAAGAUCCUUCCCAAACCAACAAGAAAGACUCGCACCAAGAACAAGCAGAAGCGUCCUAGAAGCCGAACUCUUACGGCAGUUUACGACUCUCUCUUGGAGGAUUUGGUGUUCCCUGCUGAAAUUGUUGGCAAACGUAUUCGUGUCAAGCUGGAUGGCUCGCAGCUCAUCAAAGUUCAUCUAGACAAGAAUGAACAGACAAAUAUUGAGCAUAAGGUGGAUACUUUUGCUUCGGUCUACAAGAAACUUACGGGUCGUGACGUAACGUUUGAAUUUCCUGAACCCUACUUGUAAUAAGUUACAAAUUGUCAUUCAAAUAAAAACAAAGAAAAUUUA
Molecule: messenger RNA, 759 nt
Organism: Diprion similis
Lineage: Eukaryota; Metazoa; Arthropoda; Insecta; Hymenoptera; Diprionidae
Gene: RpS7
Product: 40S ribosomal protein S7
Exons: 5
Coding region: 136-717 (193 amino acids)
Biological process (GO): rRNA processing; ribosomal small subunit biogenesis; translation
Cellular component (GO): ribosome; small-subunit processome; cytosolic small ribosomal subunit
Molecular function (GO): structural constituent of ribosome
Source: RefSeq, a predicted model, not a curated record